AUGGGAGAAUCCGGCAAGGCCCAGCUGGGUUCUGUCGCGCUUAACGAUUCUUCCCCCAAAAAGGUCGCCUAUUUUUACGACUCGGAUAUCGGGAACUAUGCUUAUGUGACUGGUCACCCCAUGAAACCUCACCGCAUCCGUCUGGCACACAGCUUGAUCAUGCAAUAUAACCUGUACCAGAAAAUGGAGAUCUACCGCGCUAAGCCGGCAACCCGGGGCGAGAUGACCCAGUUCCAUACCGACGACUACAUCGAUUUCCUCCAAAAGGUCACACCCGACAACAUGGACAGUUACGUGCGUGAGCAGGGCAAGUACAACGUUGGGGACGAUUGUCCCGUCUUUGACGGAUUGUUUGAGUUUUGCGGGAUCAGCGCUGGCGGGAGCAUGGAAGGCGCUGCCCGGUUGAAUCGUCAAAAGUGCGACAUUGCCGUCAACUGGGCUGGCGGUUUACAUCACGCCAAGAAGUGCGAAGCCAGUGGUUUUUGUUAUGUAAACGAUAUUGUUUUGGGGAUCCUCGAGCUGCUCCGAUUCAUGAAACGCGUCUUGUACAUUGACAUUGAUGUUCACCAUGGCGAUGGGGUGGAAGAGGCCUUUUACACGACGGACCGCGUCAUGACCGUUUCCUUCCACAAGUACGGCGAAUAUUUUCCCGGAACUGGUGAACUACGAGACAUCGGUAUUGGACAGGGAAAGAACUACUCUGUAAACUUCCCCCUCCGCGACGGCAUCACGGACGAAUCCUACAAGUCCAUUUUCGAACCCGUCAUCGAGAACGUCAUGAAGUACUAUCAACCCGAGGCUGUCGUUUUGCAGUGUGGAGGUGACAGUUUAUCCGGCGAUCGCCUGGGCUGCUUCAACCUGAGCAUGGAUGGCCACGCCAACUGCGUGAGCUAUGUCAAGAGCUUCGGGCUUCCCACUCUAGUUUUGGGAGGCGGCGGCUACACCAUGAGAAACGUUGCGCGCACAUGGGCAUACGAGACGGGUGUUCUUGUUGGCCAAGAGAUGGAUCGCGUGCUGCCUUACAACGAAUACUACGAAUACUACGCUCCCGACUUUGAGCUGAACGUGCGAUCCUCCAACAUGGAGAACUCCAACAGCAGGGAGUACUUGGACAAGAUUACGGCGGCAGUCAUCGACAAUCUCCGCCAGACGGGACCUGCUCCGUCGGUUCAAAUGCAGGACGUUCCACGCAAGCCCUUUGGUGGCAUGACGGACGAGGAGGAGGCCGAGUUGGACGAUUUAGACGAAGACGAAAACAAAGAUGUCCGAAUGACGGAGCAUCGAUGGGACAAGCAAGUGGAGAAUGGAGCCGAGUUUGAACCCAGCGACGACGACGAGAUGGCAUGGGCCAACGGCGCCACCCGAAACGGCGGCAACAAGAAAAACUUGAGCGAUUUCAAAAAGGCCGAAGCGACGGAUCAAGACGCAGGCAAGUCGCCCAAGGAUAACCAGGACGAUGCUCAGCAAGAAACUGCUGAAGCCGAAGCACAUGAUGUCAACGAUGACACCAUUGAAGAGAUUGGUGUCACGGAAGAGCCACUAGAAAAGGUCGGUGCUGCUGAGCGCGGGGACGAGAAGGAAGGUCCGGCGCCGGGGAAGACGGACGCGGAUGGUGAUGUCGGCAUGACCGACACUGCUACUGCUGCCGCUGAGGAAGACGAAGGAAUAGAAGAAGAAGAAGAAGCUACGAUUAAAAAGGAAGAGGCCGAGCCUGGCGUGGUACCAGAUGCAGCCGGGGCAGCAGCAGAGAAGAGCGUGGAAGAGGAUUCUGCCUGCGAAGAUACCAAAAAGCCUGCCGAUGCGACGGAGCCCAAGGAAAGCAAAGCUGACGAGCCGUCUGCCAACAAAGAAGCAGAAACCGCGGCCAAGACAGGAGGAGAGCAGCAGGUGACGGAAGCCAUGGAAGUGGACCAGAAGGAAAAGGUUCAAGACAAGGCUGAGGAUGCAUCGUCCAAGUAG
Ustilaginoidea virens is the source of this 1959-nucleotide messenger RNA. RefSeq lists its product as uncharacterized. The transcript is spliced from 4 exons. The coding region runs from base 1 to 1959 and encodes 652 amino acids. Lineage: Eukaryota; Fungi; Ascomycota; Sordariomycetes; Hypocreales; Clavicipitaceae. The record is from RefSeq and is a predicted model, not a curated record. Gene Ontology annotation, molecular function: histone deacetylase activity.